Messenger RNA from Lonchura striata (white-rumped munia), 1704 nucleotides. RefSeq names its product dihydropyrimidinase like 4 (gene DPYSL4). Gene Ontology annotation, cellular component: cytosol; cytoplasm. Gene Ontology annotation, molecular function: hydrolase activity, acting on carbon-nitrogen (but not peptide) bonds, in cyclic amides. The record is from RefSeq and is a predicted model, not a curated record. NCBI's taxonomy places the organism in Eukaryota, Metazoa, Chordata, Aves, Passeriformes, Estrildidae.
GCGAUGUCGCAGCCGGGCAGGAGGAGCGGGACCCGCGGCAAGAGUGACCACAUUCUAAUCAAAGGAGGAAAAAUUGUCAACGAUGAUCAGUCAUUUUAUGCAGACGUUUAUGUGGAGGAUGGCUUAAUAAAACAAAUCGGAGAGCACCUGGUCAUUCCCCGUGGCACCAGGAUCAUCGAUGCCCACGGGCAGCUGGUGAUGCCGGGGGGCAUCGACGUCCACACGCGGCUGCAGGCGCCCGUCAUGGGCAUGAGCUCGGCCGACGGCUUCUUCCAGGGCACCAAGGCAGCGCUGGCAGGAGGCACCACCAUGAUCAUUGACCACGUGUGCCCGGACGCGGGGAGCAGCCUCCUGGCCGCCUACGAGCAGUGGCGCGGCCACGCCGACGGCCAGGCCUGCUGCGACUACGGCCUGAGCGUGGACAUCCCGCGCUGGCACGAGAGCCUCCGGGAGGAGCUGGAGGCCCUGGUCAAGGACAAGGGUGUGAACUCGUUCCUGGUGUUCAUGGCUUACAAGGACAAGCUGCAGUGCACGGAUGGCCAGAUGUACGAGAUCUUCUGCACCAUCCGGGACCUGGGCGCCAUCGCCCAAGUGCACGCGGAGAACGGAGACAUCAUCGAGGAGGAGCAGAAGAGGCUGCUGGAGCUGGGGAUUACGGGCCCGGAGGGGCACGUCCUCAGCCGCCCCGAGGAGGUGGAGGCCGAGGCCGUGUUCCGUGCCAUCACCAUCGCCAAGCAGGCCAACUGCCCCCUCUACGUCACCAAGGUCAUGAGCAGGAGUGCUGCAGACGUCGUGGCUCAGGCCAAGAGGAAAGGCACCGUGGUGUACGGGGAGCCCAUCACGGCCAGCCUGGGCACCGAUGGCUCCCACUACUGGAGCAAGAACUGGGCCAAAGCCGCCGCCUUCGUCACGUCCCCCCCCGUCAGCCCCGACCCCGCCACGCCGGACCACCUCAGCACUCUGCUGUCCAGCGGGGACCUGCAGGUCACCGGCAGCGCCCACUGCACCUUCACCACCGCGCAGAAGGCCGUGGGCAAGGACAACUUCACCCUCAUCCCCGAGGGCACCAACGGCAUCGAGGAGAGGAUGCCCAUAGUCUGGGAGAAGUGUGUGGUCCCCGGGAAGAUGGAUGAGAACGAUUUCGUAGCAGUGACCAGCACCAAUGCUGCCAAGAUCUUCAACUGCUACCCCAGGAAGGGGCGCGUGGCCGUGGGCUCCGACGCAGACCUGGUGCUGUGGAACCCCAAGGCUACGAAAAUCAUCUCAGCCAAAACCCACAAUUUGAAUGUGGAGUACAACAUAUUUGAAGGCACCGAGUGCCACGGGGUCCCAGCCGUGGUCAUAAGUCAGGGAAGAGUUGUCCUUGAAGAUGGAAAUCUGAGCGUCACCCAGGGCUCAGGUCGCUUCAUCCCUAGGAAGACAUUCCCUGACUUCGUUUACAAAAGGAUAAAGGCAAGAAACCGGCUGGCCGAGGUGCACGGCGUGCCCCGCGGGAUGUACGACGGGCCGGUGCACGAGCUGCCGGCCAGCGUCAAGGCCGCGGCGCCCGGCGCCGGCAAAGCCGCGGCCGCGCCCGUGCGCAACCUGCACCAGUCCGGCUUCAGCCUGUCCGGGUCACAGGCAGAUGACCACAUUGCCCGGCGCACGGCGCAGAAGAUCAUGGCCCCGCCGGGCGGGAGGUCCAACAUCACCUCGCUGUCCUGA